AUGGCCGAAGGGAGACCUCCCGCAUCCGCGAGGUGUGUGUGGCUUGGGGGUCACCUGAUCCCCCAAACAGCGGACUUGGUGCCUGGUUCGAAUCGCCGGGUCGCGAGAUUUUGUCCUUCACGGGGCAACUUCUUCUCCCGCACUCGUGCGAGUAGUCCACGACCGGCUGUCGGUGCGCUAAGCCCUGGCCCGUACCCUCGAGGGAAGCGAUUCUGCAGAGACCGGGCCCCCCGGCGAUGGCGGCACCAGAUCACACCGCCGCUGCACACCCACCGCGCUGAAUGGGAUGAUGUACGAAGUGCGAAGCGCACACAGAUUCCCACACGAGUCCCAGAUGAUGUGACUUUUUCUCCAUCAUUAUUACCACCACCACUAUUAUCUCUUAUUACGAUUCCAUCCCGAGGUCCGACAAUGUCUUGCCCAAGAUCCUCUUCCGGGUCGGAGAAAUAUGCAGAGAAGGAGGAGGAGAAAGGACUACAUUAG
Histoplasma capsulatum G186AR is the source of this 483-nucleotide messenger RNA. RefSeq lists its product as uncharacterized. NCBI's taxonomy places the organism in Eukaryota, Fungi, Ascomycota, Eurotiomycetes, Onygenales, Ajellomycetaceae. Bases 1 to 483 code for a protein of 160 amino acids. The transcript has 3 exons. The record is from RefSeq and is a predicted model, not a curated record.